Messenger RNA from Centropristis striata (black sea bass), 3297 nucleotides. RefSeq names its product ras-related protein Rab-11A. Gene Ontology annotation, molecular function: GTP binding; GTPase activity. Lineage: Eukaryota; Metazoa; Chordata; Actinopteri; Perciformes; Serranidae. Bases 119 to 766 code for a protein of 215 amino acids. Gene Ontology annotation, cellular component: axon; transport vesicle; postsynaptic recycling endosome. Gene Ontology annotation, biological process: melanosome transport; exocytosis; neurotransmitter receptor transport, endosome to postsynaptic membrane. The record is from RefSeq and is a predicted model, not a curated record. The transcript is spliced from 5 exons.
AAACUACGGAAGUACGGCUUCCAAACAGAUUCCCGUUGGAAGAGUGAAAUACAGCAGAUCGCCUUCAUUUUUAAUCAAAUCUAAUUAAAUCUUGGACUAACCGCUCCCCAAUAGGACGAUGGGCACCAGAGAUGACGAAUAUGAUUAUUUGUUCAAAGUGGUCCUUAUCGGUGACUCGGGCGUGGGGAAGAGUAACCUGCUGUCCCGUUUCACCCGCAACGAGUUCAACCUGGAGAGUAAGAGCACCAUCGGAGUGGAGUUCGCCACGCGCAGCAUCCAGGUGGACGGCAAGACGGUGAAGGCUCAGAUCUGGGACACGGCCGGCCAGGAGCGCUACCGAGCCAUCACAUCAGCGUACUACCGCGGGGCGGUGGGCGCGCUCCUGGUCUACGACAUCGCCAAGCAUCUAACUUAUGAAAACGUGGAGCGCUGGCUGAAGGAGCUGAGAGAUCACGCCGACAGCAACAUCGUCAUCAUGCUGGUGGGCAACAAGAGCGACCUGCGCCACCUCCGGGCCGUCCCCACCGACGAGGCACGGGCCUUCGCUGAGAAGAAUGGGUUAUCUUUUCUGGAGACGUCGGCUCUGGACUCCACCAACGUUGAGACGGCCUUCCAGACCAUCCUGACAGAGAUCUACCGUAUCGUGUCUCAGAAGCAGAUGUCGGAGCGUCAGGAGAGCGACAUGUCGCCCAGCAACAACGUGGUCAACAUCCAGGUGCAGCCCACUGAGAACAAACCAAAGAUGCAGUGCUGUCAGAACAUCUAGCCCCGCCCCGGAUCUGCUGCUACCCCCCCCCGCUCCUCCUUUCCCCCCCUCCCUCCCCACUCUCCCCCCUCCCUCCCCCCCAGCUCCCAGCUGCCCCGGCUCACAGUUCCUCAGACCCCGCCCUCAGAAAAUAGACUGCCUCAGCGUACUGUGGCGUGUGGGAGGGACGAGCCACAGCUCCGACCCCCGCACCCACCUGUACCUGCUCCCCCACUCCCCCCCGCCCCCCCCUCCCCCCCUCCCCAGGUAAAUAUAUCCCAGUAUAAGACGUCACCGCGUGGGGGGCGACCCCCCCAAGCAGAGCCCCUCUGUUGUUAGGCUACUGCAGGACAGCAGGCAGCAGGCAUUUCAUAUCACUUUAGAUUUCAUUACUGUAGAUGCGCUGACAUGUCACGAAAAUGUCUUAAUAUAUGAAUGUGAUUCUGUUUCUUCAUACUUUGUGCUCCUGUUGAUUUCUCCACUUUUUUUAAUGAUCUUUCUCUGUCUUGUAUCAUAUAUCUACUAUAUGAAUUUAAAGCACAUCGAAGUUGCUCUGAAGUGUAUUCCCAUAUACAAGCUGUCAUUUUAGGCUCCUCCCCCCUCCUCUUUAGUGCAAUGUACUGUUUUGGAAACCACGUGGAUGUACGGAGCGCGGUGUAGACGUGUGUGCUCCGGUAGUGUCAUGCUAUUUGAUCUGAUUGCUGUGAAUAUAGAGAAAAAAAAGAAACUUUUGCAUUUUGCCGAGCUUCAGUUUAGCGCAGCGGAGCGAGCGAGAGUGAUGAGCUUGCAUGCGGCGCGUUUGUCGUCGGCGUGUUUCGUGGCAGCGUCGGGCCAGCUUUGCAUGUCGUUAAAAAGAGAGAAAACUCUGCUGUGCUGCAUGUUUAUCAGGCGGAGAUGUGGAACACUAGCGCUGCCUGGAGGGCGUCACUGAACUCUGUAUUUUCAUGUUGUCCUGCUUUACGUGUCGGCUUCACACGGAGACAGAGCGUCACACUGAGAAGGAUUUUCUGACUGAAGACACAUUAUUAACCCAUCAGGCUUCUUCUGCUCCGACAUUAGGAAACCAGACCGCGUUCAUCUUCGACUACAACUAUGCAGAAACUAGCACAUGGCUGUUUGGAUUUUUUUUUUGUUUCUUAUCACACUUCUAUAGCAAAAUGAAGGAAAAAAACAGCAGAAGUAACUGAUACUGUAGUAUAUGACAUUCUUAUUAUACUCAAUAUUAUUAUUAUCUUAAAUCUCCCGUCGUCUCGCAAAUUCUGCUUUGCAUGUGAGCACAGAGCUGUAGAGUCAGGACGCACCGAGAGAGGAGAAGAAGGAAAACGUCGGAUUUCAUGAGUCACAACCUUGCACUGAGUAGUUAGAUUUUACUGCACAUGGAGAAUCUGGACCUCUCGUCAGAUUUUAUGCACCGUUUCUUUAAAGACGGUGCCAAAAAAAAAAUUAUGUUUCAGCACUGCAAAGUCUCACAAGUCUUUCCUCGAUGAACACUUUAGGGAUUCAGCCACAUUCUUGCCAAUUUCUGGUCACAGUGCCUCCUCCUCCACCGUCUCAUCCCCCGCUGACAUCACACCCUGUCCCCCCCCCCCCCCGCGCUGUCCGUCUGUCCCCUCGGAGACAGGCGGCCGCGUCGUCCCCGUCACAUCAAGCCUAACGUACACCGAGCUGCCUCUGACUUCAACACAAUGCAUGGCUUUCUGUUACGACUGCAGCCGCGUGUGUCGUACCGCCUUAUGUGGCUAACAUUGUCAUAAAACUGUCCGUGAAAUCUGCUGAGGGUCGGCCGUGGCGUGGCGAGCUGCAGCAGGUCGAUGGCGAGCUGCAGCAGGACGAUGGCGAGCUGCAGCAGGACGAUGGCGAGCUGCAGCAGGACGAUGGCGAGCUGCAGCAGGACGAUGGCGAGCUGCAGCAGGGUGGCGUGCGUAACGUGUCGCGCGCUGACAGCUGCCUCGCUACUCGCUAAGAAACUCCCCGAGUGUGUGUUCCGUCGAGUCCCCGGGUUCUCGCUGUGCCGGUGCGUGAUGGUGUUAGUGGACAUAUACAAUGCCUGAACUCGGUGUGUGUGUGUGCGUGUGUGUGUGAGAGUGUGUGUGUAGAGGCAGAGGGUAGAUAGGAGCUAGAGAGUGUGUGAGCCCGGCUGGCAGUGCCAAUGGCGUUUCCUCUUUCCGAACAGACGGCGCCGCCAGCCGAGCCGCUCCAGACUCUCUCAGCUGGCAAAUCUGUGGACGAAGUGAUUCCUUUUUAUUUUUCUUCUUCUUAAAAUAUGAUUUCUGAUCCUGUUUCAUGUACCUCCAUUGUUGUUGUUUUUUUAAAGACGUGUUUUGAUUUUUUUUUUUUUUUUUACUAUAUUGAAUUCUAUAACUGACUGUAAUUCCAGUGUAAACGUGUUCAGAGUGAAAUGAUGUCAUUUCAAUGAAAUUGGAGGGUUAAAUGUGAGAGGGGGGUCAAAAUGAAUGGUUUUAUGUUUUGUACAGAUUGAUAAAUUGUACAAUUGUGUCUAUAUCUUAAGUUAUCAGUUCAUCUUAAUAAAGCGCACCAGUCAUAAACCUUUA